AUGAUUUUGCAUUUCCGGGUAGGGGACCUGUGUAUAAACAAUACAGAUCUCUCCCCUGUCAGCUCCUGCGCACUGCUUUGUAUGACUCUGCAGAGCCAUACAAAGCAGUGUGCUUAUAGUGAAACACCACACACAGCACACAGUUAACCCUUUGAUUGCCCCACAUGUUAACCCCUUUCUGCCCAGUGCCAUUAGUAGUGUCAGUGCUUUUUAUAAGCACUGAUCGCUGUAUUGGUGUCACUAGGGAUGUCAGUGACACCAAGUCAGUUCCCUUCCAGUGUCAGAAUGCCUGCCACAGUCCCUCUAUAA
Messenger RNA from Staurois parvus, 309 nucleotides. NCBI's taxonomy places the organism in Eukaryota, Metazoa, Chordata, Amphibia, Anura, Ranidae. The record is from the annotation of a GenBank genome assembly.